CUUAUAGUAAACGCGGUAAACGUGUUACGUAUUUUGACAGUUUUGGUAAUUUACCACCACCGUUGGAACUGCAACGAUACUUUAAAGGAUGUACAAUCGUGCACAACUAUAGUAGAUGUCAAAACUUCGACGAGGUAAAUUGUGGUCACUUGUGUUUGGAAUUUUUAAUCGAACAACAACAACAACAUGACAACAACGGUAACGUUAACCGGUGUGGGAUCUGAAUUGCAAUGUACAUUCAAUCCACCCAUCGAUGUCGGUGACAAAUGUAAAAUUGGGCUAUUGAGCUUGCAUACGUGGAACACUAUACCUAAUAUUGACGAGGAUUGUAACAAAUUCAUUUUCGGCACUGUUGACAAACCAAUUAUGGUGAUAACACUACCGACGGGAUCGUACGAAUUUGAAGAUUUACAGAAACGAAUCACGGACAAGUACAACGGAGAAGAGUAUAAGUACAGUGUGCAACAACAACAAAUAGAUUUUGAUGAUCCAUUGUUGCCAACGGUUGGUUUACUCAAGGAAAACAGCAGAGAAAUCGGUGACAAAAGGUUGGGUGAUCGAAACGUUAUCUCUUUUACAGCCGACCGCAACACUAUGCGAAGCAAUAUCAAAUGCGAUCACCCCAUAGAUUUUACACACCCGCAAUCAAUCGGUC
This is a messenger RNA of Daktulosphaira vitifoliae (grape phylloxera), 655 nucleotides long. RefSeq lists its product as uncharacterized. Lineage: Eukaryota; Metazoa; Arthropoda; Insecta; Hemiptera; Phylloxeridae. The record is from RefSeq and is a predicted model, not a curated record. The transcript has 2 exons. The annotation marks the transcript as partial.